Messenger RNA from Pleuronectes platessa (European plaice), 3527 nucleotides. RefSeq names its product protein phosphatase 1D. Gene Ontology annotation, cellular component: cytosol; nucleus. The coding region runs from base 1095 to 2735 and encodes 546 amino acids. Gene Ontology annotation, molecular function: protein serine/threonine phosphatase activity; mitogen-activated protein kinase binding; cation binding. Gene Ontology annotation, biological process: protein dephosphorylation. The transcript has 6 exons. Lineage: Eukaryota; Metazoa; Chordata; Actinopteri; Pleuronectiformes; Pleuronectidae. The record is from RefSeq and is a predicted model, not a curated record.
AUCACCCCGAUUGUGGACAUCAUUAAUGUUUAUUUCUGUCGACAUGACAUGAUAUGCUAUCAGUACGGCUGAUUUCAGACUCUUUUUAUAUUUUUUAUUAUAUUUUUUUAUUGUUUUUUAUAGCUUACAAUUUUGUCUGCCUGUGUGUGCAUCUGUAUACAGUCCAAACGUUCGCGUUUGCGUGUGUAUGUUGGGGGGCGCCAAUUUGAAAUCUCGCCCAGGGCGCCAGAAUUGCCAAGGCCGGCCCUGACCGUGCUUAUAUGUACCUGACUGGUAUAAAGUACGAUUUUUACUUGUUACUUUAGUUAUAGUAUUUUACUUUUGCUUUUCUAAUAGUGAAUUUCUCUUGGUUGUUCUUUUUCACAAAUAUUGGUGUUAAAGACUUAAUUGCUUUGGGUAUUACCAUAAAUGCUCUGCUUCAUGACAAAUAUUUUCCAGGGAGUCCAGUAUUCCUCUGUAAUCUCCCAUAUUGUUUGCAAAUGAUCACCAAUAAUAGAUGCUAUGAAGAAAAAUGCACCAAUCAAAGACUCCCAUAUAUUACUCAUUAUUAACUCAACUCCUUUUGUUGAGGUUUCACAGAUGGGUAUUAAUCAAAGCUGGAAGUCAAAGGAUAAUCCAAACACUGUGGCACCUGUCACUCCUCUUACUGGAUUUGAUGGAACUGGGGAGUUGUCUUUAUUCUCAACAGUUCGACUUUAUUAAUAGGAAAUGCAAACAAAAAUCUACCUCUGUUUUAGCUUGAAAGUAUUUUCAACAAUGUUUUCCUUUUUUUCUGAUAUUUCGAGUUUAUUCCCAAUAUCUUGUUUUUUUUCUUUAUUGGAUUUUUUACUCUAUCGUCUUUAGUCUCUGAAGGUUUUGUGCUCUGGUCUCAACACUCGGACUUUUGGAAAUGAAAAGUGCUUUCUCUAGAUGGCAGCAGCGGUCCCAUGCCGGGACAUGUCUUCGUGCUAGAAGAAGUCAGCCAGUUACGUCAUCACUUUUGAGCAUGCCUACUAGGACAUAAACAAAGGCUGGACGUCGCGCUGCAAUAAACUCUCUUCUCUUCUCCUCCUAUACAAUACCAUACAUUUUGGGCGUGAGUUAUUUCCGGAGAUAUGGACAACGCAUUAUUGAUGCGAGUGAGUGUGUACACCGACCAAGGAGGGAGGAGAUACAUGGAAGAUGUGACCGAGAUCAUAGUGGAGCCCGAGCCGGGGGAAGAUGAGCCGACGUCGAGUGAGUCGGAGGAGAGCGGCGGGGGAGACUGUACGGUCCCGUCCCAGCCGGAGGUCGGAAAUCCACGCCGGGCUGGAGAGCCCCCGGAGUCCCCGCAGGUUUUACAUGCAACCCCCGAACCCGAACGGACGGAGGAACCAGCGGACAUACGUUCCCCGAGCACCCCGCCAGCUCAGCCCGGUCGCUCCCGCCGCUCCGUGGCGUUCUUCGCCGUGUUUGACGGUCACGGCGGUCGCGAGGCUGCGCAGUUUGCACGGGACUAUUUGUGGGAGUUCAUGAAGAAGCAGCGGGGCUUCUGGUCCGACUGUGACCGGGAGGUGUCGUCCGCUAUACGCAAGGGGUUUGUUGCCUGUCACCACGCUAUGUGGAAGAAGCUGCCUGAAUGGCCAAAGACACUCACAGGCCUUCCUAGCACAUCAGGCACCACAGCCAGCGUAGUGGUUAUCCGAGGAAAUCGCAUGUAUGUGGCUCAUGUUGGGGAUUCGGCAGUGGUUCUAGGGAUCCAGGAUGACCCCUCACUUCCAUUCAUCAGAGCUGUGGAAGUGACACAAGACCACAAACCCGAGCUGCCCAGAGAGAGGGAGCGUAUUGAAGGUCUGGGAGGAAGUGUGAUCAAGAAAUCAGGCGUGAACCGGGUCGUCUGGAAGAGGCCACGGCUAAGUCACAAUGGCCCAGUCCGUCGUAGCACGGUCAUUGACCAGAUACCAUUCUUGGCAGUAGCCCGAGCUCUAGGUGAUUUGUGGAGCUAUGACUUCUACAGCGGGGAGUUUGUGGUUUCUCCGGAGCCAGACACCAGUGUGGUGACCCUCGACCCCAGGAAACACCGCUACAUCAUCCUGGGCAGUGAUGGUCUGUGGAACAUGGUGCCACCUCAAGAGGCCGUGUCCAUGUGUCAGAACAACAAUGAUGAGAUGGCACCGUGUGGGGUAUCAAGUGCCCGGCAGCUUGUUAGCCAUGCUCUUCUGCGGUGGCGCCAGAGGAUGUUGCGCGCUGAUAACACCAGUGCCAUUGUAAUCGACCUGCAGGAGCCUGGCACGUCCCAGGACACCCUGCACCUUGAGGAGGUGCUUCUCGACCUAGCCAAGGUGUCCCAGUGUCCUCCCACCUCCGUAUCUCGCGCUGACACCCCUCUUCUUCAGCGGCCUCCAGAGGAAGACUCUCCCUCUGCCACAUGUGAGCUCCUCCCUGCCCUGGAGCGACAGGAUGGCCUAUCAGGAAAUGGCAGCCUGUACCACAUGAAUCUGUCUGACCCGUUUACUCUGACUCCACUGUGUCCAAACAGUAGUACAGAGCUGCCUGGUCAGUCAUGUCCCACUGACAGGACAGUUGGCAGCUGGAAACCCAGCAGCAAAAGAACUAAUGAUGGAUCAUCAACAGGCCGUUCAGCAAAGAGAACCCGGCGCAGGACUGCCGUCAGGCGUCCCCAGGUCCGACACGACACAGGAAAGAAACAAAAAGAGUCCAAUAAUGUCUCUCCCAUUCUCAAACAGCAUAACAAGACCACAGUGUGUGUGUACUGAAAUACGGUGUAAUGCUUGAGUCCAGGACUCACCUCCUAACCUUACAUCAUGUUAAAUUGGACCCAGGUUCUGUUUGACUGGGGUAAACAUGGUUAUGGAAUUUGUAUGUGCCCUAGGUCUCAGGUCCGAGGUUUUAGGUUUACAUUUGAAGAUGCUCAACUCAAAUUUAGCCUUGAUGACAAGGAUGGGGUGAUGGGGACUGGACUAAGACUCUUCUUUGGUGACUUACAUCCAGGCCGCACUGGAUGUGUGUGGGAUACGUGACAGCUGCAUCUUCUUCAUGUUUUUUGUUCACACAGGGAGCGGGGAGCCCACAUUUGCGUCUGGAAACGAUGUGAUCUGCGCAGCAGGGUUGAUACGUUGAAUAAUGCGGAUUGAUUUGUUGCGUCUGUGCAGAAAACCUGCCACUGUGUUAAGUGGGAGGUUCUCUGCACAGAGAACUCCAUAGCCAAUUCUCUGGAUUUUACCUGCAGGUCAUGUCUGAAAAUGUCUGAGGACUACUGUAUUUCAUCUAAUAAAAGUAGCCUAUUUACUCAACUUGAUGCUAAGACUAAGACUAAGACGUUCAUCUUUCAGUCCUAAAAAAUAGAAGCUUGUUAAAAUAAAUUAAUGGAUUCUGUCAACAGACAACACAAAUAAUCCGCGAUUCCCACGCACCGCUCACACAUCCAGUGUGGUCCAAGUGAGCGACUCUGGACUUGACUCAGAAAGCACUCCACUGCCCCUUGUCUCCUGUGGCAUUUCUGUCGCCCAUGUUUGCAGUUCUUCUCACUAAACUUUCUCUACAGGUUA